Cololabis saira (Pacific saury) is the source of this 2157-nucleotide messenger RNA. Its product is annotated as glutathione hydrolase-like YwrD proenzyme. The record is from RefSeq and is a predicted model, not a curated record. The coding region runs from base 63 to 1754 and encodes 563 amino acids. Lineage: Eukaryota; Metazoa; Chordata; Actinopteri; Beloniformes; Belonidae. The transcript is spliced from 12 exons.
AAAGUCCGCUAUACUUUCGUUGUCUCAUCUUUGAUGACUUUUUGCGUGUUAUUGUGUGCAAGAUGAGCACCGACCUGCCCUUCACCUCGCGCCGGUCGCCCGUCGUGUGUCUGCACGGCUGCGUGGCGGCCAGCCAGCCUGCAGCUGCAGCCGCGGGACUGGAUGUCCUGAAGCGCGGGGGCAACGCUGCAGAUGCAGCAGUUGCCGUAGCAGCAGCUCUUGCGGUAACUGAGCCUUGCAGCACCGGUCCUGGUGGUGAUGCUUUCUGCUUGUUCUACAAUGGAAACACCGGAGAACUCAGAGGGAUUAACGGCAGUGGUCGUUCCCCUAAAGCUCAGACCCUCGACUUCCUGGAAGGGCGUGGCUACACGGCCGAGGCCCCUCCUUCAGAUUUUGAUGCUUUGAAUGCUACUGUACCAGGAGCCCCUGCAUGCUGGUGUGAUACUGUACAACUGUUUGGAAGUCAAAAGCUGUCCUUGCAGGAGGUCCUGAGUGGGGCGGUGGAGCUGGCAGAGGUGGGGUUUCCUGUUGCCGAGGUAACAGCGUACCAGUGGGCGUAUUGGGUGGCCAGUCUGAGGGAUGCUGGGAAAGAACUGGAUGGAGUCUUGCUGAUUGAUGGUCAAGCACCCAAAUGUGGACAAGUAUUCAGAAACGCUGCGCUGGCUAGAACCCUAAAGGAGCUUGGUGAACAUGGUAAACCAGCUUUCUACCAUGGCAGAGUGGCCCAAGCCAUCGUUGACGUUAUCAAUCAGAAUGGAGGGGUCAUGACCUUGGAGGACCUCAGCAGCCAUGACAGUGAGGUCGUAGAACCUAUAAGCACGGAGUACAAGGGUGUGCGCCUGUGGGAACUUCCUCCCAACAGUCAGGGACUGACCGCCCUGCUGCUGCUUAACAUCCUGGAGAACUUUCCUGAGCUUAAAGCUGUAGGACAUAAUAGCUCUGACUACAUCCAUGUGUUUGUGGAAGCUGUGCGUUUGGCAGUGACAGAUGGUCUGCGUUACCUUGGUGACCCAGACCACGUGACCGUCCCUUUGGAAACCUUACUGGACAAAAGCUACAGCUGCCAGCGAGCACAGCACAUCAGCAUGGAGAGGACCAUGGAGGGGGUGGAGCCCGGCCCAAUGACAGGAAGUGACACGGUGUAUUUCUGUGUGAUUGACAACCAGGGAAAUGCGUGUUCAUUUGUCAACAGCACCUACAUGGGCUUUGGGACGGGACUGGUCCCAAAGGACUGCGGAUUCUCUCUGCAGAAUCGUGGCGCCAACUUUUCACUGCGUCGCGGCCACAGAAACUGCAUAGCUGGGGGGAAGCGGCCGUAUCACACCAUAAUCCCAGCGCUGCUCACCGACUCCAAAACCGGCUCACAGAAGCCACAACUUCUGGCAGCGCUCGGGGUGAUGGGAGGUUUCAUGCAACCGCAAGGACACAUCCAGGUGUUAUUGAACAUGUUGGAGUUCGGCAUGAAUCCUCAACAGGCUCUGGAUGCACCGAGAGUCUUCGUGCAUUAUAACCUCAAAACUGCUCAGUGGUUGGUCCAUCUGGAGGAAGGGAUCCAGCAGGAGGUGGCGGAGGAGCUGAGGAGACGAGGCCACCAAGUCAACUGGCCGGUCACAGGCCGCAAGAGGUCUCAGUUUGGGCGGGGACAGAUCGUUACGGUGGGCGACUGGUGGAAUCCGUCUCAGGUCAAGUGUCCUUCCAGAGUGCUGUGGGCAGGAUCGGAUCCCAGAGCAGAUGGAUGUGCUCAAGGAUACUAGGAACAUACGAGGACAAUGUCCUCUAAAUCAUACAGCUUUGAUAUUUUGAAGUGAUCUGUUAAAAGUAAUCAGAUAACCGAUUUGAAGUCACCCUCAUGAAGUGCCUUAAGUGCAGAAAUGUUCUGCAGAGAGGAGAAGUCAGAUAGCGUGACUGAAGUCAUCAAAGAGCUAUCUGUGCAAAACAAGAACUGCUCCUCCGGUUGAGGAUAUACGGUGCUAUUUCAAGGUCAAGGAUGAGCAACAUAUAUCAAGUUUUAGAUAAUGAGUUAUGUAAGCGUGAAGAGUUGCAGCUCUGUUUUCCCUUUCCCUUAGAGCUGUAACUCAUAUUGUAACUAGGGACCACCUUAAGGAAAAAAAAGAGAGGGGUCGGCAGAGUGCGCUUCAGAGCGGUAGGAGAUUGUAA